Molecule: messenger RNA, 2385 nt
Organism: Phoenix dactylifera (date palm)
Lineage: Eukaryota; Viridiplantae; Streptophyta; Magnoliopsida; Arecales; Arecaceae
Gene: TOC64-III
Product: translocon at the outer membrane of chloroplasts 64-III
Molecular function (GO): protein binding
Source: RefSeq, a predicted model, not a curated record
CAAAAACAAAAACAAUAAUAAUAGCAAUAAUAAGCCGCAGUUUUUUAGGGUAAAGAGACGAAGGGGCUGCGGCGUUAUCCUCGCUCCCUUUCCCACUUCUCCGUGACAUCCAUCUCCUCUUACUCCUUGCUCGCUCUCAGCAAUCUUUUCGCUCCCAGAAGUAAGAAGUGCGCGCGAGAGGGGAGGAGAGAGACGGGUCAUGUCCUCCUCGACCAACCUAUGGGUUCUCCUCGGCCUGGGCCUCGCCGGCGUCCUUCUCAUGACCCGGCGGCUGAAGCGGGCCAUCAAGCAGGAUUUCGGGGCUUUCGUCGAGCGGCUCGAGCUCCUCCCUCCCCCUCAGCCCGCCCCUCCCAAGGCUCCCCAUCCUUUGACUGGCCUCUCCUUCGCCGUCGCCGACAUAUUCGAUAUCAAUGGAUAUGUAACUGGAUUCGGCAAUCCAGACUGGGCAAAAACUCAUGAUCCUGCAGCACGGACAUCUUCAGUGGUUUCAGCUCUCGUAGAUGGGGGUGCUACUUGUGUUGGAAAAACAGUGAUUGAUGAGAUGGCUUAUAGUAUCAAUGGUGAAAACAAACAUUUUGGUACACCAACCAAUCCUGCAGCUGUUGAGCGAAUACCUGGAGGAUGCUCGAGUGGAUCAGCUGUAGCUGUUGCUAGUGGUCUAGUUGAUUUCUCCUUGGGUGUUGACACUAUCGGUGGUGUGAGGAUACCUGGGGGAUUUUGUGGUAUAUUAGCAUUCCGACCUUCACAUGCUGCUGUUUCGAAUAUUGGUGUUAUUCCAGUCUCACCAAGUCUUGACACUGUAGGAUUAUUUGCUAAGGAUCCCAGUAUCUUGCGUCGUGUGUCUCACAUACUGCUUCAACUUCCAUAUGCUGAUCACCGCCAGCCUAGACAUAUGAUUAUAGCAGAUGAUUGUUUUGAACUAUUAAAGAUUCCAAAUAGCAGGGCGACUCAGGUGGUGAUCAAAUCUACAGAGAAGCUGUUUGGAAGGCAACUUCUAAACCAUGUAAAUUUAGGAGAGUAUCUGGCUUCUAAAAUAUCCAGCUUGAAACAGCUUCAAAAUGGGAAGAAAAGUGGUGAUUCAAAGACUGCAUUAUUAUCACUUGCAAAUGCUAUGCGGCUGCUUUACAAGCAUGAGUUCAAAAAUAAUCAUGAGAGGUGGAUCAACUCCGUUAAGCCUGUCCUUGAUCCUUCUAUAUUAGCUGACAUGAGUAGUUCAUUGGAUGAUAGUGAUGCACAUAUUGAAUACUGCCACUAUGCAAGAAAUGAAACACGCUUGGCCCUUAAUGCUCUUCUAAAGGAUGAUGGAAUACUUGUUCUUCCUACAGUAUUAGGAGCUCCUCCAAAACUUAAUGCAAAGGAAAUUUCAUCAUCGGACUACCAGUCUCGUGCGUUAUGUCUAUCGGCUAUUGCUAGCAUGUCAGGCUGUUGUCAGGCGACCAUACCCAUAGGGUUCCAUGAAAAGUGUCCUGUGUCAGUGUCCUUUAUUGCAAGGCAUGGAGGUGAUCGCUUUUUACUAGAUACUGUCCAGACUAUGUUUGCAUCUCUUCAAGAGCAGGUUGAUGAAGUUAUGAAGUCCAAAUCGUCAAGCAGUAGCAUCAGCAAGGAAGAAUCUGCAGAAAUUGCAAAAGAGAAAGGUAACAUUGCUUACAAAGAAAAACAAUGGCAGAAAGCUGUUAAUCUGUAUACUGAAGCAAUCAAACUAAGUGAAAAGAAUGCAACAUAUUAUAGCAAUAGGGCUGCUGCAUAUCUGGAACUUGGGAGUUACCUUCAAGCUGAAGCUGAUUGCAGCGCUGCCAUAAGCCUUGAUAAAAAGAAUGUCAAAGCUUAUUUGCGAAGAGGUACUGCACGGGAAAUGUUGGGCUAUUACAAAGAGGCAAUCGAAGAUUUCAAAUAUGCACUCGUUUUGGAGCCAACGAACAAGACAGCAAUCCUUGCCGCUAGUAGAUUAAAGAAGCUAUUCCAGUAGAUACCACACUAGCAAUUUGCAGGUGGUCGAAAUCACCUGUUCAAUGUUUGAUAUUUGAAGAUGGUGGGUUGACCCGUACAGGUACAUUUGAAGAUGUUCGGCAGCACCUUAGAAGAGCACGAAUCUCAAGAGUUUGCAGGCAUCCGGAUUGCUUACCAUCUAUCACGCUGAAAGUUUUCAACUUAUUUACAAAAUCUAUGGCUCUUGAUAUUGCCUCUUCCUUGGUAUAAGAUAUGCUAGUCCAGUUUUGUUGCGCAGCUGAUAUCAAAUGUCAAAUACCAUUUUCAGUUUUACCAUAUAUGCCCUCUAUUUUUUUGAAUUGUACUAUAAGAUCAUCAUUUCUUGCAGUGAUGGCGAGUGGUAUUUUGGAAUAAAAUCGCAUAGUUUGGGAUGGUAUGCUAUCAAUUCAUUCUUCGCAU